Ostreococcus lucimarinus CCE9901 is the source of this 912-nucleotide messenger RNA. RefSeq lists its product with no specific name. The transcript has a single exon. The record is from RefSeq and is a predicted model, not a curated record. The coding region runs from base 1 to 912 and encodes 303 amino acids. NCBI's taxonomy places the organism in Eukaryota, Viridiplantae, Chlorophyta, Mamiellophyceae, Mamiellales, Bathycoccaceae. Gene Ontology annotation, molecular function: oxidoreductase activity.
AUGGCCGGGUUAGCGGGAUUCGGGGCGUUAGAAUCGACGUAUUUGGCGGUGCAAAAGCUCACGGGGGGGGAAGUGGCGUGUCCCGUGGGCGGGUGUCAGACGGCGUUGAAUAGCGGAUACGCCGAGUUGUUUGGGAUUCCGCUGUCCGCGUUCGGGGCGGUGGCGUACGGUUUGGUCGCCGCGCUGGCGUGGUGGGGGGCGGGUAUGCAAGACGAGCUCGUGAAGCAAGGCGACGACGGACGCGAUAAGGAUUUGGAGUCAUCCUACGGCAAGGCGCGCGUGUUACUCUUCUUCGGCGCCACGGGAUUAGCCGGCGUGUCGUCGUAUUUACUUUUUGUUUUAGCCUUCAAGCUCGGUGGUGUGGAGUGCUUGUACUGCUUGACGUCCGCCGCUCUGUCGCUCACGCUUUUUGGCGUCGGUUUCGCGGGUCUGAGUUCGAGAGAGAGCGCCAACGCGUUCCCGCCGGCCAUCGCGUUGUACGUCGUCACGGUUUUGACGAUGAGCAUCGUGCUCACGGAGAGCCCGGACGCGAAAAACACUCAAGGGUUGAAACUAGCCUACGCGCCCGCGCAGUUGGAGCAAACGUCUACGGCAUACUCUCGCGCACUCGCGAAACAUCUCGCAGAGACCGGAGCGAAGAUGUACGGCGCGUUUUGGUGCUCGCACUGCAUCGAACAAAAGGAGACGUUCGGCGCUGGGGCGCAGAUUCCGUACGUGGAGUGCUUCCCAGAUGGGUGGGAACGAGGCACGCCCGUGGCUACGGCGUGUGAUGCGGCGAAAGUGGAGGGGUUCCCGACGUGGGUGAUCAAUGGGAAGAAACUAGAAGGCGAACAGACGCUCGAAAAGCUCGCCGAGCUCAGCGGAUUCCAAGGGCAAAACGACGCGGCGAGCAUGGUGGCGGAAAUGUUUUAG